This is a messenger RNA of Colossoma macropomum (tambaqui), 2913 nucleotides long. RefSeq lists its product as uncharacterized. The record is from RefSeq and is a predicted model, not a curated record. The coding region runs from base 162 to 1661 and encodes 499 amino acids. The transcript has 7 exons. NCBI's taxonomy places the organism in Eukaryota, Metazoa, Chordata, Actinopteri, Characiformes, Serrasalmidae.
CGAGCAGAAAGAGCAGAGGAGGCUUCGGAGCGCCGGAGAGCGCAGAGCUCCGGAGAUCCCGACUUCCCGAGGUAUUAAGGCAUUUUAAAAGUCUGCUCUUCGGCUGCUGCGGUCGUUUAAAGUGUGGAAGUCCGGCGUCCUGCGGUUUCUUCGCUGGGGCGAUGCUGGAGGCAAUAAAAGUGACCGAGCGACUCCACUGGCCUGAGACUGAGAUGGCUAAGAAGUUUGUGCUGAGUCCGUCGGAGAAGCCACUGAGCCCCAGUCAGCUAUACCUUGAGCGCUGGUCUCCAGGUGUGCUAAAGGACCUGCUUGGGACCAGCAGCUACAAUGGUAUUCUACAGAACGAGGAGGAGGAACACCAGAGCCCCAAACGCUCACCUUACAGACGACCCAAAAGAACACAGCGCCUUGUUUCUGCAGCCUCGAGACAGCCUGGUGUGAGGCCUAUAGUGUUAAUCAGACCCAGAGAGGGUUACGGGGACAGCAACCAAUCACAGAUCUUCUCCAGCAGCACACGGUUGGGAAAUAAUAUCACAAUUCUUGGAAAUCCCAUCGGUCUGACCCCCCGUCCAAUCAGCAGGCCAAUAAGAAUUUCUCAGGCAAGCACAUCUCGCAUCAAACUCCCCCUGCUGGCUGGUGAAAACACAGUGAAGAAGCUGUGCAUCCUCACUGCCAUCAAACCCUCCAACGUGGAGAGCGAGAAGACCCGCUUCUUCAAGUCAGACUUCAUCUACAACCCUCAGUUUGAAUACAGUAACCCAGUGGCUCCACAGGUGCUGGAAAAACACAACAAUGCCUCUGACCGCUUCCUCACACAGGCGGUGCGGAUCAUGGAGCUGGCGCUGCAGAAGUACGGAAACUACGAGAAGUUUGAACAGGCCACUGGAGGAAACCUGCUGACCAAGAGCCGAAUCUGGUCCCACGUCAAGAAGUACAUGGAGAAAGAGGGCUGUGUGGGAGAGCAGAUUGUGGUGCACCUGACUGAUGACCUGUUGUCCAGAGCUUCCAUGACUGUAGUGAACGGCAGACCGACACUGACCAUCAACAUCUCCACAGCCAGAGAGCAGUGGCUCGAGGGCAUGCUGAGACACGAGAUCGGCACGCACUACUUCCGAGGGAUCAAUAACAGCCAGCAGCCUUGGAGCAGCGGGGCGGGGCGGAAGAAGCUUGGGCUGCGACCCCUGAACCCCACAGAGGAGGGACUGGCGAGUAUCCACAGCGUUCUGUUCCGCAGGGACCCCACGCUGUGGCGGGCCGCGCUGCUCUACUACACUGUCUACCAGGCCAGCCGCAUGAGCUUCUCUCAACUGUUCCGCGACCUGGGACGCUUUGUUCAUGACCCAAACACGCGUUGGGACUACUGUGUCCGGGCCAAACGGGGCCAGACCGACACCUCACAGCCAGGCUGUUUCAGUAAAGACCAGGUUUAUCUGGAUGGAAUUCUGAAGAUCCUCAGACACAGAGAGAAGAUCGACUUUCAGCUCCUCACUGCACUGGGCAAGGUGUCCUAUGAGGAUGUAGAGAGGCUGAAGGGUUUGGCCGUGAUGGAGCACGUGCGGAUCCCUCACUUCCUGCAGGAUCAGAGCCGUUACUCGGAGCAGCUGCGGAAGAUCAUGGAGGUCAACCAGCUGACGGACGAGGAGCUCCGCACACUCAUCUGAGCUCACAUACAAACCUGCCCGAUCACUACAAGCGCACAGGUGUCCUAUUGUGGCAAACCCUGCAUCUCUCAGCCUCCACCCAGCCUGCGAGUGACGCACCUUUAACCCAAGUGUACUUUUUAUCUACCCAAUUUUUGUCCAAAGAUAAAUACGUAGGUCAUUUCUGUAGUUUACUGUCUUUGAUGCUUUCACUGUUCAGGGAGGACUUUCAGAUGUGAAGGUGAAGAAAAGCAAAACGCAGCACAGUGCCACCUGCCUGCCAUGCACAGUAAUACAUUUUGUAUUCACUUCAGUAGAUCUGAACAGGCAGGAGGUAGAACAAGUGCCAAUAUGCCACUCAUGUUCAUGCCUGUCUGUACUACAUACCUGUAUGAAUCCCAUGCUGUGCUAGUGUUUAAAAAGACAGUGCAAAGUAAAGAUCCACUCCCCCUCAUAGAGGAAUCCCACCGAUUUUUCGAACUUUCUGUAUAAUUAAAUGGUUACGAUGUAAACAAAGUCAUUCAGAGUGGUUUGUUGUGAAAGUUCUACAGAAACGUACCGAGUCAGAAAUGCUCACAGUGGUGGUGAUAGGAACCAGAAUGUCUGAAGAAUUUAUUUAAACCGCACAGAAAGUUAUUAUAAGAAAUGAAUACCAACACACUGCCUGGUGCCUGACAUUGUUUUACAAUCAUUUUGUGAUAAACCUUUGGUAUAAAACAUUUUUUAAAUACAUUCAUGGUGGAGGGGUACAUGCCGGGUGUUAUAAGGAAAAAUAGUUUCCAAUGAAAACUUUAGAUUUAUCACUGUUUUACCAUCAUAAACAUUUACAUCUAGAGACUCAGAAGACACAUGUAGGUUCACUGGUGGUCAGUAAAUAAAAUAGCUAUACAUGUAAACAUUGUGAUAGCGCUCCUAUCAACACCACUGUAAAGAAAUCGAUAAGUAAAACUUAAGUCUGUAAGUUUGUCUACAGUGAAUCAUUUCACAUCAAACCGUCUGACUUCUCAACCACUGAAUUAUGCAGAAAUGAACAAAAAUCGGAGGAAUUAUCCUUUAACAACAAAACGCAGAUGAUCAGCCAAGACAUUUGGCGUCUGCAUUUAGCUUCUGUAGCUUUGUGCUAAGGCUAAGAGGCUAAUGUAGCUAACAAGUAAUGGAAGCUAAUGUAUACAAGUUCAGCUUUUGAGUUGACUGCUGUUACUGUGUGACAUGCUUUUCUCUAUUUAUAUAUAUAUAUAUAUAUAUGUGUAUGUGUGUAUGUAUGUAUAUCGCU